GAAACCUUCCAUCUUUGCUUGAGACACUCCACCAAAAUUACACCAUCCACUCUGACACCUUCAAAAAAUGGCCAGGCUGACUAAUUAAAUUGCCUGCUGGGUGCUUGCCCAAUAUCUUGCCUCGAAAUGGAUUUAUGGAUGUAAUCCAUAGAUAUCUGGCCGAGCUUAGAUUACAUUACAAUGGCAUUUCAUUAACUGGCAAUCUUACUACUUCGACAUGUCAAUGGCAACUGCAGUAUAGAAGUGUCUUUUGAGAUCUUCAGCCUUUCAUAAUGGUCGCGCUUCCUCUAUUUAAACUAGGAUCCCUCUUCGUGAGGCAUAUCUCCAAGUAUGGUGCAAACUGGAUCAAGAGACAGGCUCAUGAGCACAAGAGAUUCCGAGCGAUAGCAGCCAGAGGUGGACAAGCAAUGCAUCAAUGGAAUAUGAGAGUCCAAGUGAAUCUACUACGGGACAAACAAGCGGAAAAGAGAGCCAGGGAAAAGGCGGAGACUCCCACUGUCAAGACGGAAGAGCAGGCCAAGGCGGAAGAGGCUGCGAAAAAGGCGCACCAUCGCAAUCAAGAAAAUGUUAGCGUUUGGAAACGAAAAUUUAGACCUUUGUCGGAAACCAGAGCAGUUGAUCUCUUUGCUGAUGUUAUCGGCGAUACAUUUAUCCUUUCGGUCGCUAUAAGCUUGUUAAUGUACGAGUAUAUCAAAACCCAGUCUAAACCCGAUUCGAACGCAGAAAAACUGGCAGAGCUACAAAAACUAGAAGAGGAGUUGAAUCUGCGGCAGAAAGAACUAGAGGAAGCACAGAAGAAACAGCAAGAGCGUGUAGAAGUACUUGAACAGGUGUUGGAGGAAAUUCGGAGUGCCAAUGGAAAGAAAAGGUUGACAUGGAAAUCGUGAAUUUCCAGUCGAAUUGCAGAACAUAGCAAUUACACAAGGGCGGAGAGCACCCCUUUUGUAAAUAGCAAAGCGUUUGGAGAGCACCUGACACCUACGUAUAUAGAUUUUCCAUGAGUAGAGAUACAGGGAGGAAGAUGGAUGUUGAGAAAUCUGUAGCUGUCGAGGCAAGUGACUUAUACUCCUCACGUACAAACAACAAUAAGGGGACAGGAAUUCACAGAGUAGGAGAAACAGGAGUUCCAAUGACGCCGAGCUCAUCCAUUAUCUCCCGGAUGAUGAAGGUCGAGAUGUUCAGAUAUGCAUCUCAACUCAUCAAAUGUAAAACCUAUCAACCA
This is a messenger RNA of Botrytis cinerea B05.10, 1222 nucleotides long. RefSeq lists its product as hypothetical. The coding region runs from base 273 to 887 and encodes 204 amino acids. NCBI's taxonomy places the organism in Eukaryota, Fungi, Ascomycota, Leotiomycetes, Helotiales, Sclerotiniaceae. Gene Ontology annotation, cellular component: mitochondrion. The transcript is spliced from 2 exons. The record is from RefSeq and is a predicted model, not a curated record. Gene Ontology annotation, biological process: regulation of lipid metabolic process.